This is a messenger RNA of Osmerus eperlanus (European smelt), 3924 nucleotides long. RefSeq lists its product as uncharacterized. The transcript is spliced from 7 exons. NCBI's taxonomy places the organism in Eukaryota, Metazoa, Chordata, Actinopteri, Osmeriformes, Osmeridae. The record is from RefSeq and is a predicted model, not a curated record. Bases 78 to 3776 code for a protein of 1232 amino acids.
CUCCAUGCCGACCUGAGGCGCAGUCUCCAGGUUCUUCUCCACCUCCAACCUUGAAUGACCCCGUGACCUGGGAGACCAUGCCCAGUCUUCUGUCAUCGGAGGAGACCGAGGACGAGCGUUCUGUGUUGGAGGCCAUGAUGUCACACCCUCAUUGGAAAAUCAUCAACAGGGUCCUGUUGAGAAAGAACAAGAGCGUAGCUGAGCUGCAGGAGCGCUCGGAGGAGGUCAUGGAGUGGGUUCUCAAGGUGACCAACGAGGUGGUCCUGCCCGCCAUGGCCCUUUACCAGGUCCUCCACAUCUGCAAAGACCAAGAUGGCCGCCCGCUGUCCGCCACCAUCUCCUACAGCAGCUGUGACUCCCAGAGUGACAGGUCCUCUUCCGCAGGGCUGCUGUCCACAGCCAGGCCUGACACUGGCUCUCUGACUGGGAUGGUAUGUUUCAACCCUGCUGAUUCUCCCCAGGACCAGGCCUCUUCUCCGGGCUCCGCCCAGCCCUACGUCCCCCAGGGUGUUCUGAGAAUGAUCUCAGAGAGGUUGCACCAUCUGCUGCUAGGAGGGCAGGGAUCCAGGUCCCAGAGCAGGAUGCUGGGUGGCAGGCCUCCGACGUUGGACUCUGAUAGGCCCACGGAGGAGGACGUCCUCGCCACGGCAUCCCUCACUGUGGCAGAGAUCCUGCUGAAGGUGCAGGCGGUGAGGGAUAAACAAGAGCACGAUGCAGAGGACAAGCUGUCAGCCUGUGCGGAGGAGCUCUACGAGUCUGUCAUGGGAGAGGUGCUGGAGAAGUUUGCACUCCACCGCCCCUGCUGCUUGCUGUCGGACUGCCGUGUGACCAGCAUCUCCGAGGACCUGAUAUGCAACGCCUGGCAGGACGCCAAGGAGAAGAUUCAGGUCCUCGCCAACAGCCACACCGACGCCAUCAACGAGCUGGUGUCCCCGUGGCCCCCGUUGUCUGCCGACACGAGGGAGAGGAUGGAGAUGGCCUCAUUCCUCAUCGGUAGCAUGGCAGAGGCGGAAGAGAUGGAGAAGGCGAUGGCUCCGCCCAGCCGCGUGACGUCACCGACCCUCUGCUCCCUGAAGGAGAGCCUCUCUGGAAUCCUGGCCUGCCACGCCCUGUUCCAGAGCCCGGGCGUGGUCCCCACGGAGGAGAAGCUGGACCUGGUGAGGAUGGUGGGGGGCUUCCUCCAGGAGAUGGAGCCCACAGAAGGAGGCUCUUCCCUGGACCAGCCCCAAGAGGCCUACGAGGCCUCCCUGCUCCAGAGCGUGGCCACAGCCUGCAACGUAAUCCACAACGUCCUGAAGAACUUCCACGCAGCCCAGCAGCUGACUGGGCAAGUGGAGGUGGCAGACUUCCUGCAGCCUGGAAGUAAGACCUUCACCAUGGUGGUGAAGUGUGUUAGCCAGAGCCUGCUAGGAGACGUUGCCAUGGAGCUGGAUGCCCUGAGGAGGAGCCCGGGGGCCAGCAUCAGCAGUGGGAGGAGCAGCAGGAAUCAGGAAUGCCUCCCUCUUGACACGCAGCAGGAGCGACCAGUGGAGAGCACUAGCGCCUGGAGCGAGGCUAGCAGUGCUGCCAGCUGCCAAGACCUCAGCCUCACCGCUGAAAACAUGCUGGACGCCAUCGUGCGGAUGGCCCACUCGGCCUCCAGAUCCUCCCCCGACAAUCAGGACGACAAAUGCGACGGAGGCUCCUCCGUCAAAUCGUUCGACCAGGCGGAGUACGACCUGGGCCGCCUGCUGGCAUCCCACAGCAUGUGCACCAGGAUGUUCCAGGUGAGGAUCCAACACUUCUCCGAGCAGUUGAUUGGAUGCAUUUAUCAGCUUCUCCUGGACACCCGGAUGGGACGACUCCCCUCGACACCCCAUUGCCACUCCGAGCCCAACUUCCAGAACCUGGAGGACAAGGAGCGCCUGGACCAGGAGCUCUUCACCCCUCUGCUGUACAAUUUCUUCCAGACGGCCUUCAAGAGCCUGAUGGGGAACCUGCUGGGCGAAAAAGACCUCACGCACGACCACCGGGCCGACUCCUGCAGCGAUGCGUCCUCGGACAGCAGUGACAGCAGCAGUGACAGCAGCAGUGACAGCAGCAGUGACAGCAGUGACUGUCCCUCCCUGGACUGGUCCCGUGGGAUGACGCCGGGCCCCAGGCAUGGGGUUGUGGGUAGUAGGAGAUCGCAGAGCAGGUUAAAGCCCUCCUGCAGCCAGGACCAGAGGUGGGCACUGGAGGCCAUUUGUGAGGUGUUGACUACCCAGGCGGGAAGUGACCUCUACAAGACCUGCAACGACCCACAAGAAAACAUGGUCGUUGUUAGCAAAGGCCUUGAUGCUGAGGCCAUGGCCAAGGUAGGUAACCUAGCCAGCUCCUCCUCUGAAUACAUAAACCAGGAAGUGACAACAGGAAGUCUCGACCCUGAGUCAGGUCUCACCAACCAGGAAGUAGGCCAGCCUGAGAUGGAUGACAACGAAAAUUCUGAAGAAGGGUCAGAUUGCCAGACAAUUGCCAAGGGUGCAUUGAUCGAGGAAGAAGAGAAGAAUGAAGAUGAUGGAGCUCCAGGCCUCCCUGAGGAGGUCCAGGAUCAUCCCUCCCUACCUGUGAGCCACUCUGAGACACCCUCCCUACAGCCUGGGGAAGUUCUGAUCCAGGAGAAGGUCCUGAUACCCCCCCGACCCAGCGCCCUGCACCACCAGACCCUGCAUGACCUGCUGCACAGGUUGGUGGGACGCCUGGCCCUCCAGGGGCCCCUUCGUUCCUGCUUCACCCCCACCAACUCGGAGAUAGAGGCUGUCCUCCUCCAAGACGUGAGCUGGUUUCUCUGGAACCAGGCCGGGAUUGGCCUUGUCCUGGAGCAUGAACCCCAGAACCCGCUCUUUGGUGGCGCCGACGCCCUGGACGCCAUGUUUGAGGCGACCUACGCUGAGCUAAUGCUCUGUUCCGAUAGAAACAGGGCCCAGGUCCACUCCGCCCUCCAGGGAGGGGCAGGCAUCGUCUGCAUGGCCGAGAACGUCGCCAAGGUAAUCUGCCGUCAUGCCGAGGUUUGGCGGCCUUCUGCCGUGUCGGGUGAGAGUCAUGAUUUGGAAACAGGUUGUGAGGAGAAGGAGAGCGCAGAGGACUCUGCUGGCUUGGAAAAGGCCGGUAGAAAUUCCACCACCUUCAUCACAAACACGAGCUUGGAUGAAGGACUUGAGAUGGACUCUGCUGGCUUAGAAAAGGCCAGUGGAAGUUCCAGCCCCUUCAUAAGCAACACAAGCUUGGAUGAAGGACUUGAGAUGGACACUGCUGGCUUAGAAAAGGCCGGUGGAAAUUCCAGCCCUUUCUUAAGCAACACAAGCUUGGAUGAAGGACUUGAGAUGGACACUGCUGGCUUAGAAAAGGCCGGUGGAAAUUCCAGCCCUUUCUUAAGCAACACAAGCUUGGAUGAAGGACUUGAGAUGGACUCUGCUGGCUUAGAAAAGGCCAGUGGAAGUUCCAGCCCCUUCAUAAGCAACACAAGCUUGGAUAAAAGACUUGAGAUGGAGUCUGCUGGCUUGGAAAAGGCCAGCAGACUCGCCUCCUGCCUCUCGUCCUCCUCCACUUCCCGGUCCUGCUACUCCUCCUCUUCUUCCACCUCUGUUUUCUCCUGUUCUUCGUCCUCCAAAUCCUCAACCAGCUCCUUAGCGCUGAACGUCCAGACCUUGGGGAGUCCUCCAUUGCCAGAGGACAGGAGAAGAAGAAGAAGUCCAUCAAAGCCUUCUUUAGGGGGAUCUCUGCAGUUCUCUCUAGGGCUUUCUGCUUUGGCUGCGUGAAGGAUAUUCACCAGUAGAGGGCGCCACCUGCUUACUCAACUGGCUGGCAGAGAAAGAGAACCUGUCACUACGGCAACAACUGUAGCUACUUCCCUCUUCUUCAGAACUGUGUAACCAAUUUUUUGGUAUAUUCCAAUAAAAAAUACUG